Glycine soja is the source of this 1101-nucleotide messenger RNA. Its product is annotated as nuA4 complex subunit EAF3 homolog. The record is from RefSeq and is a predicted model, not a curated record. The coding region runs from base 244 to 834 and encodes 196 amino acids. The transcript has a single exon. Lineage: Eukaryota; Viridiplantae; Streptophyta; Magnoliopsida; Fabales; Fabaceae.
ACAACAAAACAGACAUUUCACCUUUUUGAAAGGCCUCUAAUUAAACUAACCAAACCAACCCCCUUUGGUUGCUCUUUAAGAAAGUGAACAUUUCUCUUCUUGCAAGAGUGAUCUUGCUGUCUAAGAGGUGCAGCUAUAGCCAUGAUGGCUUCUUCCCUUUGAGAGAUUUCACCACACAAAAAUUAGUGAAGAGAGACUUGUUAGAGAUUAUCAUCAUAGUAAAUUUCCCAGAUAGCAAAAUUAAUGGAGGUUCAAUCUCCUGCAGCAAAACGUCACUAUGACAUCACCAUGUCAAGAAGAACAAGGAAACAACAACAACAACAACAACAACAAUUUCCAGUGCAAGGCAAUGAGAAAACCAAAUCAGAAAUGGAUGAUGAAGCAACAACACCAAAGGAUGUUCAUGUUCAUGUCACAGUGGAAACAAAAUCUUCUCAAACUAAUGUUUCUAUUGCUGAUGAGGUGAAAGAGGGUGGUGGUGAGAGUGACCACAAAAGCUUGAAGCAACUCAUCAUAGGAGAUGAUGAUCACAAAGAAGCAAAGAAAAAGGGUAACAAUAAUAACAAUAAUAAUGAUAAUAAUAGUGAUGAUCAUGAGAGAGGUGGCAAAGGAGGAUCAAGGAACUCACUUGGUGAACAUUUCACUGAGGAAGAGAAGCAGCAUAAUCUUCAGCUGGUUAGGAUGCAACAGAAUAAAGACAACCUCCAAGGCUUGAAGUUCAAGAAGUUGGUGCGUCGCUACGCCAAAGUUUUGGGGCAUUUGAUGAAGGCUAAGCGUGAUCCUCAUCUAGGAGGUGAUGCUGGGAAAAAACCUGUUUUCAAGUUAUCAACUUAGCCAGGGAAAAUUUUUGGAGUUUUACUAGCUGGUUAUUAAUUUGGUUGGUUGAUCUAUAAUUUCUAUGUACUAUUAUUAUGUGCUUAUGUUUUGGCCAACAAAAUACCUUAGCUUUUAUUUCUCGAUCGAUCUCAUGUUAUUCUUAUCAUUUGUGUAUCCCUUAUUCAUGCAUAUGGCUUAUUAUAUUUUAUAUAUGAUCAAUUGUAUCAUUCAAAUAUAUGUUUUUAAUAUGAUAGUUUUUCUAAUACUAGUAUUUUCAUUGUCAAC